Parnassius mnemosyne (clouded apollo) is the source of this 1704-nucleotide messenger RNA. NCBI's taxonomy places the organism in Eukaryota, Metazoa, Arthropoda, Insecta, Lepidoptera, Papilionidae. The record is from the annotation of a GenBank genome assembly.
AUGACCUCGUUUGAUUUGAAUUCGAUAACUUCAGCACUCACAGACACAAAUAAACCUGAAACUGGUGUAGAUUUUUCUGGAAAGUCGCUUAAGUUAGACACUGAAAAAGAUGCUCAACCAAUCAUUGAUGCAAUCAAUGCAUGCCCGAACUUACAAUACCUGACCCUCACUGGCAAUACACUCGGGGUGGCUGCUGCACAAGCCAUUGCCAAGGCAUUGGAACACCACCCGGAGCUGAAGAUUGCAAGGUUCUCUGAUAUGUUUACUGGCAGAAUGAAAACAGAGAUUCCUCCAGCGUUGAGCGCCCUUGGGGAUGGCAUGAUAGCAGCUGGGGCGCGUCUCACAGUUUUGGAGCUAAGUGAUAACGCUUUCGGCCCCAUUGGUGUUGAAGGACUUGCUAAAUUGCUACAGAGUGAUGUCUGCUCACAGUUACAGGAAUUGCGACUAAACAACAAUGGAUUAGGCAUCACCGGAGGUCGUUUGCUAGCCAAAGCUCUGGCAGCGAAUCCACGGAAACUGCGAGUGUUCAUAGCGGGAAGGAACCGGCUAGAGAACGACGGUGCGACAGCUUUGGCACGCGUGUUUCAGACAAUGGGCACCUUAGAAGAAAUAGCAAUGCCGCAGAACGGUAUAUACCAUGUCGGAGUGUCAGCGUUAUCAGAAGCGUUCAAACACAAUCCUAACUUAAGCUGCUUGAACUUAAAUGACAACACAAUUGGUUCUAAGGGUGCCGAGGCCAUCGCUACUGCUUUGCCAAAAUUGAAAAAUUUAAAAUCCAUCAAUUUUGGUGACUGCCUUCUCAAGAGCAAAGGCGCUAAGGCCCUGGCGAAAGCGUUCAAGGACAAUUCUAUGCUUUUGGAGUCACUGGACCUCAGCCACAAUGAGAUCGGUCGUGAGGCUUGUAUGGAGGUCGUUGAGGCGAUUACUGCUUUACCUGAUAGCGCGGAUCGACUGUCUCGCGUCGUGUUAGCAGGCAACAGUCUUGGCGGUGCGUCCAACAAGAAGACAAUGAAGGAGAAGCUAGGUCCCUCCGCAGAGUUGAGCGAUGGAGAAGGGAGCGACGAGGAAUAUGUAUCUGGCUCCGAAGAAGAAGAGACAGACGGAGAGGAAGAAUCAGACGAGAACUCAGAAGACAGCGCCACAGAGGAUGCACAACACAUGGACACCAUAGUGAAUAUGGGCAAGGAAAUAAACUUGGACGACACAGGUGUGGAAGAAGUCAAAACAGAUGUUGGAAUUUUCCUAGAGAGCCCGACCCUGGAGAACUUGACAAAAUUAGGACCCAAGGCUGCUGACGUAAUAGAUGCCCAUCUGCAGGCAAUAAAGGACCCAACAGACCUAAUCACGGCAUAUGUGGAAGCAACUUUCUGUGUCUCGGGACUGUCAGAAGAGAGCAAUCUUGCUAUGGACAUCGCUCAGGAACUAUAUCCUAUAAUGCUGAAAAGAGCUGGACAGCAGCAUGCAGCUGCUUGGUUGUUAGCAAACACCAUGCUAAGAGGACUUGGCUUAAUAAAGUCGGAGAACAAAGAAUACCGCAUCCGGUGGAAGACGUCCGGCUGCUACCGAGUGCUGGCGCUCGCUGUGAACCGGCCCAACUUCCCCACGCCGCUGCGGGACACGCUGCGGUUCUUCAUCGCGAGCCGCUUGUCCACGCUCACUGACAAGAACAUUGUGGAGAAGCAUCCGGAGUUGUAUCGCUCAUAA